AUGGUGCAUGCGCAGGAGCAAUCCGUGCAGGAAACUCAGCUGGCAGCCCUUAUCUUCACAGGAGCCGCCCUUGCUUGCAUGAUGGUGGUCAUCGUUAAUAAAAUAAGCUGUUUGAACGAGCAGCGUCGCAUGAAUCAGCAGCGGGAGGAGCAGAAGAACGACGUGGAAGCAGGGCGAAGUGGUGGCCUCUGCAGCGCGCUGUGUCUCUGCCAGACGAUUGCCGACGUGAUUUGCGCGCCCAAGGACAAAGUUGACCGCGACCUGGACUAUUAUGACCGGUGCUAUGCGGAAACUGUUAAGUCGAUGGACAUCUCGGAGUCGGGAAACGACAACGUAUCGCUGCCGCGGGAAGUGAAUGCGGCCGCUCUCGCAACUGCUCAAUUUCUUGCAGCCGAGGGAAAUCUAAGCAGCUUGACAUCGUCGGAGCGAAGCCAAAUCGCCGAGAAUCGUCAAGUGAUGAAGGCGUACUUAAUCUCAAAGCUCGUCGCGCCAAAGUACCGAGUCGAAGACGGCAAGAUCAACAUGCAAAAGAAUGUUGGCCACUUGGACAGAUUCGAGCACUUCCACAGGCAAGAGGCAAUGUUCCAGCUUGUUUUCAACGGUCAAAUCGCCGUCGACACAAGAGCAACCAAGCGACAACAACGUGAAGCUAUCAAACGCCUGAAGAAGUCAUCAAAAGAUCGAAAACUCGAAAAGCAAGAAAAGAUCCCAGAGUCGGAGAAAGAAACCUCUGGCAUCGGAACUGAAGUGAAUUUCCCGUCACCGUCCAACCACCAAAAAGGGGCGGAAACAAGCAACAAGCCUAUCUCCAAACCGCCAGUUCGCGAAAAACCAAAGAGGACGGAAUCUGGCUCUUCAGCGUCCACGCAGAACUCCCGUCGAAAGAAAACGGAUGAAUAUCCGAUGUUCAAACGCCUUGCAUCAGUCGUGCGAAACAAGGGACAAGACUCGGCCGUCGGAUCUUCCAUUGGACAAUACGAUGCUGACAUCGAAUCAAUCGAGCGAGCGAAAAAUCGUCCACUGCAGGGAACACUUCAGCGCGCUCAAGACCAGAGUCGCACGUCUUCUUCCGACCGGGAAACCAAAGACGAAGACCUGGAGCCGAUCAGAGAAGAAACAUGCACCAAGGAAGCCGUGAGGAAUAUCGAGCCGAGGCCGAUUUUCUCUCAGUCAGACUUCACAUCCACUAGCAGUCAAAGUCGAACUGUAUCAAAGAACCCCUCUGAAACUUCAUGCGACUCAGAAGAAUCAAGCAGCAGUUCCAACACCAGUGGCUCGUCCACCAUCACUGUCUAG
Molecule: messenger RNA, 1296 nt
Organism: Oikopleura dioica
Lineage: Eukaryota; Metazoa; Chordata; Appendicularia; Copelata; Oikopleuridae
Source: the annotation of a GenBank genome assembly